Messenger RNA from Closterium sp. NIES-65, 639 nucleotides. The record is from the annotation of a GenBank genome assembly. NCBI's taxonomy places the organism in Eukaryota, Viridiplantae, Streptophyta, Zygnematophyceae, Desmidiales, Closteriaceae.
AUGACCGACUACGACACUAACGAGGAUUUUCCGGAGAAGGACUCUGAGGACGAGGAUCUGGAGCAAGGGUCGGACGGGGAACAUCCCGUUGCUGCAUGGCAUGGGGACGUUCAGUACAACGGUCCGGCUGAGCAGACCGCGAACGCCACCCACGCUGUUCGGGACGGGGCGUAUCCGAGCCCACGCGCCAGGGCGAAGCGUAACGGCAAGGCUAAAGCACAGCCAGAGUCGCCUAACGAGACGUCAGUGAGCGGCAUUGCGCAGAAAGGCCAACGGUUGGAGUGGUCACCCAAGGAGUCGACCGUUCUCGUGGCCGCGCGGUGGUUUACGAAGGACGAGCUGCAACAGAUGACGGGCAAGCAGGGGUCGCAGGUCCACGAGACGGCAACCAUGGCGGUCGCCCAGCUCUUAUCCGACACUCUCAAGCAGUGCUCGGCUGAUGGCGUGGCGCAGAUAACUGGGGUGAUUCGGGAGUGGAUGGCGACGCAGCAGUCGCAGACCAGUCGCCCCCUCCACUUCUCGGGAUCCCGCCACGGCGACGAUGACAGCUGGCAUUACAACCGUGAGGGCAGCGAGGGCAACACCAAUGCUGACCUCAGUGACGGGGUUGAAGAGUGGCGUCGCGGCGACGACGCUUAA